Nomascus leucogenys (northern white-cheeked gibbon) is the source of this 2298-nucleotide messenger RNA. It is a transcript of the gene TSPYL1, whose product is annotated as TSPY like 1. Gene Ontology annotation, cellular component: chromatin; nucleus. The record is from RefSeq and is a predicted model, not a curated record. Gene Ontology annotation, molecular function: chromatin binding; histone binding. Lineage: Eukaryota; Metazoa; Chordata; Mammalia; Primates; Hylobatidae. Gene Ontology annotation, biological process: nucleosome assembly.
CACAAUCUACAUUUAUUUACGUAGGUAAAAUUACUGUUGCUAUGGGUAAAUUCACAGAAAUAAAGCCCGGAGAAUCCGGUUGGCUGGCAGGGAGCGGCGGAACCAAUCCCGGACUCAGCAAGUUCUCGCGAUACCGUGAGAUCUGCAGUCCUGACGACACCGCCGCGGAGAUGUUAGUGAGACUGUAGGGUGGGCGGUGCCAGCGGCGGUUACCUCAGAGCUCGGCUUCUCUGAGGAAAACGGGCGUUCGCCGGCGGUUGUUCCGACUGUUAGGAACAUGAGCGGCCUGGAUGGGGUCAAGAGGACCCCUCCCUUCCAAACCCACAGCAUCAUUAUUUCCGACCAAGUCCCGAGCGACCAGGACGCACACCAGUACCUGAGGCUCCGCGAACAAAGCGAGGCGACACAGGUGAUGGCGGAGCCGGGUGAGGGAGGCUCGGAGACCGUCGCGCUCCCGCCUCCACCGCCUUCAGAGGAGGGGGGCGUACACCAGGAUCCCGCGGGCCGUGGCGGUACUCCCCAGAUCCGAGUUGUUGGGGGUCGCGGUCAUGUAGCGAUCAAAGCCGGGCAGGAAGAGGGCCAGCCUCCCGCCGAGGGCCUGGUAGCCGCCUCUGUGGUGAUGGCAGCCGACCGCAGCCUGAGAAAGGGCGUUCAGGGUGGAGAGAAGGCCCUAGAAAUCUGUGGCGCCGAGAGUUCCGCAUCUGAGCUGACGGCGGGGGCGGAGACCGAGGCCGAGGGGGUGAAGACAGGAAAGUGCGCCACCGUCUCAGCAGCCGUGGCUGAGGGGGAGAGCGCUGAGGUGGUGGUGAAGGAAGGCCUGGCGGAGAAGGAGGUAGUGGAGGAGCAGAUGGAGGUAGAGGAGCAGCCGCCAGAAGGUGAAGAAAUAGAAGUGGCGGAGGAAGACAGAUUGGAGGAGGAGGCGAGGGAGGAGGAAGGGCCUUGGCCUCUGCAUGAGGCUCUCCGCAUGGACCCUCUGGAGGCCAUCCAGCUGGAACUGGACACUGUGAAUGCUCAGGCCGACAGGGCCUUCCAACAGCUGGAGCACAAGUUUGGGCGGAUGCGUCGGCACUACCUGGAGCGGAGGAACUACAUCAUUCAGAAUAUCCCGGGCUUCUGGAUGACUGCUUUUCGAAACCACCCCCAGUUGUCCGCCAUGAUUAGGGGCCAAGAUGCAGAGAUGUUAAGGUACAUAACCAAUUUAGAGGUGAAGGAACUCAGACACCCUAGAACCGGCUGCAAGUUCAAGUUCUUCUUUAGGAGAAACCCCUACUUCAGAAACAAGCUGAUUGUCAAGGAAUAUGAGGUGAGAUCCUCCGGCCGAGUGGUGUCUCUUUCUACUCCAAUUAUAUGGCGCAGGGGGCAUGAACCCCAGUCCUUCAUUCGCAGAAACCAAGACCUCAUCUGCAGCUUCUUCACCUGGUUUUCAGACCACAGCCUUCCAGAGUCCGACAAAAUUGCUGAGAUUAUUAAAGAGGAUCUGUGGCCAAAUCCACUGCAAUACUACCUGUUGCGUGAAGGAGUCCGUAGAGCCAGACGUCGCCCGCUAAGGGAGCCUGUAGAGAUCCCCAGGCCCUUUGGGUUCCAGUCUGGUUAACAUUUGCCCUUGGGAAUACUCCUGCACAAGGUCUCCUUCCACCUUCUGCUGGACCUGUGCUUGGGCAUCAGCAAUGGGUAUGCCUUCUAUUGUGCUUUGUUUUUGCUGACUUUUUUGCACCCUCUUUCCUUCGGAUAUUCAGUUCUCUCAACCUCAAGAUUGAGACGGUGGUGGGUAUGCUUCUCCACUCCAUAUGACCUUCAUGCUGUUCUGGAAUAUCACAUGCUACGAGGCCAUCCUUCACACUACUUGUAAGCCAAGCAAAUGAUACUGUAGAUUGUACUGCCUUUAUCUGCACUGCUUGGACCCUGUUUAUUCCCAGGGCCUCUGAACUGGUUGCUGUCACCUGGAUUUCUAGCUUUGGGAGCCUGUUCCACCUACUCAGCUCUGCAUCGAGCAGAAUGGGCACAUGCCCUGUGGACAGUUACUGGACGUUAAUGAACUCAGAGGAGAAAAGCAGUGAGCCAUUUGUUAUGUGUGAUUUAUGCUACUUCAUUGCUCUUCCUUCACCUCUAGUCACUUUCUAUUGCUACCUGCCCUACAUUGGCUCCUGUCAAGGUCCCUCUCUCCCUCUUUUCCCUUUUUUUUUUUUUUUUUUUUUUGAGACGGAGUCUUGCUCUGUCGCCCAGGUUGGAGUGCAGUGGCGCAAUCUUGGCUCACUGCAACCUCCACCUCCCGGGUUCAAGCGAUUCUCCUGCCUCAGC